GCGUAAUCGGGUAGGGGACGCGGAUCGGGUAAUCAUAGUGGAUGUUGAAUAGUGUGCGGAUUCGGGAUGGUACUCGUCAAAGAAUAUCAUUUGGUGUUGCCCUGUUCGGUAGAAGAGUACCAGGUUGGCCAGUUGUACUCAGUUGCAGAGGCCAGUAAGAACAACACAGGAGGGGGAGAAGGUAUUGAAGUACUCCGAAAUGAACCGUAUGAAAAAGAAGGGGAGAAGGGCCAGUACACCCAUAAAAUCUAUCACAUACACAGCAAGGUGCCCAGCUUCAUUCAGAUGUUUGCCCCAGAGGGAGCCCUGGUCUUUCAUGAGAAAGCUUGGAAUGCAUAUCCCUAUUGCCGCACCAUUGUUACAAAUGAGUACAUGAAAGAUGACUUCUUCAUUAAAAUUGAGACUUGGCACAAACCUGAUCUGGAAACAACCGAUAAUCCUCAUAACCUCCCCUCAGAGGAAUGGGAAGAGACAGAGGUUGUGCCAAUUGAUAUUGCUGAUCGCUCACAGGUGGAUGAUGUGGACUAUAAAGCAGAGGAGGAUCCUGCUCUCUUUCACUCUGAGAAGACCGGGAGGGGGCCACUGGGUCCAGGAUGGAAGAAAGAGCUUCAUAACAGUAACUGUCCAUAUAUGACAGCGUACAAGCUGGUGACGGUUCAUUUCCGCUGGUGGGGUUUGCAGGGCCGUGUGGAGAACUUCAUUCAUAAACAGGAGAAGAGGCUCUUCACUAAUUUUCACAGGCAGCUGUUCUGUUGGCUGGAUCGCUGGGUGGACCUCAGCAUGGACGACAUCCGCAGGAUGGAGGAGGAGACACAACGGGAACUGGACCAGAUGCGUAGCCAGGGAUCGGUGAGAGGAAUGAAAGCAGGUGAAGACUAAAGUAAAAACAUGCAAGGGAUGGAAAGACAACUGGGGCUACUUUUUAUUUUACCACCUUGAGUCCUUACUUGGCCCUUCAGAAUGUGCCACUUAACCAAGCCCCACCGAAAACGUCAUGUUUUAUCCAGGAAGUACCCAUUAUCAUGUGCGAAAGUGUCUGUGUGUGUGUGAAUAUUUGUGGCAGUUGCAGUUUGACUCAUCAGACCUCAUUAUUUGCUGCCAAAUUUUUUUGACUUUACUUAAAAUGUGUUAAGUAAUGUCAACAUUUCUUUUUAUAAUUAAGUAUUAUAACUGUCUAAUGGUUUUUGACAUUUUUGCAACCAUCAGCUUUUUCACUGAGUGUGCCAGUGGGACCUUAAGGGCCCACCAAGUUUUACAAAACGGUUUGGGGACACAUUUUACUAAACAUGUAUUUCAGACAUAAACAACAAAGUGAUUUUCUUCUUAUUGCAAUUACAUUAAAGUCUGUUUCCAAAAUGUUCACUGGAAACAUAGCACACUACAAGAGAUGGACAUUUGUUAUAAAACAUUGAGCAUCAUUAAAACAAUGUUUUCAGAAUGCUCGUUUUCCUCGAAUGAAACUUGAAGCUAGAUGAUAAAGCUUCUGUUUGGUUUUAAUAUAUUUUUCUGCACUGAAGGCUUGAUUCAGUGUGCCUGUCCUAGUUGCAGGAUGAAAGGAACUGUGUGUAGGUGAGAAUCUUUUUAACUUGAGUGUGAGAUCCAAUAAGCCUUUCUCACUUUUGACUGACAUGUGGCAUGCCAUGACUCACCACUGGGCUAUGGUGACUCAGAACUUUUGGAGCCAUUUUACAGUAAUAUAACAACAAAAUAAAACAAGCUUAACUGAC
This is a messenger RNA of Trichomycterus rosablanca, 1727 nucleotides long. RefSeq names its product phosphatidylinositol transfer protein, beta, like (gene pitpnbl). Bases 67 to 879 code for a protein of 270 amino acids. Lineage: Eukaryota; Metazoa; Chordata; Actinopteri; Siluriformes; Trichomycteridae. Gene Ontology annotation, biological process: phospholipid transport. Gene Ontology annotation, cellular component: cytoplasm. Gene Ontology annotation, molecular function: phosphatidylcholine binding; phosphatidylcholine intramembrane carrier activity; phosphatidylinositol transfer activity. The transcript has 11 exons. The record is from RefSeq and is a predicted model, not a curated record.